AUGGAAGACCAGAAAAGUGUAGUGUUACUGAUGAAAAUGAUCGUAGAGGUAAUGGAUAAAUUAGUGAAGGAUGUCAAACCAUUACAAGUAGAACAACAACAUCUCAAGCACCGAAUAUGUUACGAACGUCGAAGAUCAGAGCUUAAAUCUUGGAAAAAAGAAUUGAAUAACGAUGUAUACGAAGUAGCAUAUUUUGAUGAUGAAAAAUGCGAAGUGAAUCAAGAAUGCUCUAAUGAUAGUAAGUGCGAAGGAAGGUUCGAUAAAAUGGACAAUUGCUGGUUAGAUGACUUGGAAGCUGAUAUUGAUUGGCUGCUAAUAGUUUCAAAGAACGAUGUCGUUUGUAGACAUAGUACUGACAAGGAUGAACAAACUGUUAAAGAUCUUGAAAAAGCCUGUGAAUCAUGGCAAAAAAGUGUUACAGAAUUUCGAAGAAUAGUUGCAUGUAAUAAAAGUGGCGAGAAACUGAAAG
This is a messenger RNA of Dentiscutata erythropus, 469 nucleotides long. The record is from the annotation of a GenBank genome assembly. Lineage: Eukaryota; Fungi; Glomeromycota; Glomeromycetes; Diversisporales; Gigasporaceae.